GUGUAUGUUUAUUUAAUGUGCAUAUAUGUUUCUUCGAAGAUUAAAACAAACUUUUGUUGUCAUUCACUUUAAAACCGUCGAACAAAUAAAACAUGAAACAACUGAGUAAAGAUCAAAAAGACUUGCAUGAGGGUCUCAAAAUAUUUAAUUGGAUUAGACGUGUGUCCAAAGCAGUCGGAUUAUGGCCAUUGGCGCCAAAUAACUUUUUUUUUCUCAUAACAUUUAUUUAUUUUUCUAUCGUGAUAACUCUAGAGUGGAUGGAUUUUUACUACUCGCUUAAUGAUUUUGAUAAAGUUCUCGACAAUCUCACAGAAAGUUUGUCACUCUCUCAAAUUUACAUCCGAUUAAUAAUUCUUAAGUUACAAAUAAACAAACUUGGCCAAGUAAUAAAAGACACUAUAGAUAAUUUUAAUGUUGACAAAUUCAAAAGUUCAUCGGAAAUAGAAAUAUUUUUGAAUUACAUUGACGAGGGAAAAUUUUUUGUUAAAUCAAUCAUUUUAUUUAUAGUAAUGACGUUAAUUACUUGGUAUUUUGGACCACUGACAGCUCCAGCUCCAAUUGCUGACGAUAAUGAAACGAUAAUUUAUAUUUUGCCGUAUCGUGUGCCCAGUGUUUUUGAAAUAAACGACUUUAAAUCGUACGUAGUUAUGUACAUUUUUUACGGGCCUUUUAUUUUAAUUGUCGGCUCCAGUCAUGCAUCGUUAGAAUGUUUUUUAAUUACACUAGUUUAUUGCUUGAGAGGGAGAUUCGUGAUUUUAGCUGACAGAAUUGAUGCGCUUGAUGAAAAACCAGAAGUAGGGAAAAAUGAAGUCAAGGAUAUUAUUGUGGAACAUAGUAAAUUAUUGAGAUUAGGAGAAACAUUUAUAAAUGUAUAUAGUUCGUCAUUAAUGGUUUAUAUGAUGAAUGCCACUACCCUUUUGUGCAUUAUUGGUUAUAAAAUACUAAUUACUUAUAUAAAAGGAUCAAAUGCAGAUAUAGUUACGUACCUAAUAUUUAUAUCUACGAUAUAUCUUAUAAUUGCAUUAUUUUGUAUUGUCAGUGAGCGUUUGACUUCAGAGUGUGAUAAAGUGAGCGAAGCAUUUUGGAAUUGCAAAUGGUACAACAUGCCACCGAAUACGAUUAAAGAUAUCAUGUACUGUAUUCUGAGGUCGCAGAAUCCGCUGGCUCUCAAAAUUGGAGAAUUUUCAUAUUUUGGCAAUAGCACGCUGACAAUUGUCACGAAAACGGCUAUGGGAUACUUGUCUGUGCUCAGACAUUUUUUGAUAAUCGAAUAAUCCGUUUCUCAAAAGUCUGAUCAGUACAGUUUUUAUUUUUAAAGGCCUGCUAUUGAACAUGUCUAGAAAAAUAAAUCAAAAAAAUUUUUAUACUAAUGUUUUUUAUGUAAUUUCGGGAGAUAAUUUUGAAAAUCUAAUUGGAUUCAAUUAGCUUACGAUAAGAUAUUUAACGAACUAGUGUUUUUCUUUUCAUCUUAAAUAAUUACUUGUGAAUAAAAAUGAUUACAAAAACGCAAAUACAAGU
Messenger RNA from Microplitis mediator, 1518 nucleotides. RefSeq lists its product as uncharacterized. The transcript is spliced from 7 exons. The record is from RefSeq and is a predicted model, not a curated record. Gene Ontology annotation, biological process: sensory perception of smell; detection of chemical stimulus involved in sensory perception of smell. Gene Ontology annotation, cellular component: plasma membrane. The coding region runs from base 93 to 1274 and encodes 393 amino acids. Gene Ontology annotation, molecular function: olfactory receptor activity; odorant binding. NCBI's taxonomy places the organism in Eukaryota, Metazoa, Arthropoda, Insecta, Hymenoptera, Braconidae.